AUGGAUGAAUCGUUUUGGUCAUCAUUGGAAUCAAUUGCUUCAAAGUUAUUAUCACCUCAUUGUUAUGAUCAAUUAGUAUUAAAACAACAAUUUUUUGAUUUUGCUUGUAAUAAAAUGUUACUAAGUAAAAUGCUUGGUUAUGCUAUAUUAAUUGGUUCAUUACUUGUUAAAUUUCCUCAAAUAGUUAAAAUAUAUUGGAAUAAAUCAGGUGUUGGUGUUAGUGUAUUAGCUGAAACAAUUAUGUUAGCAGCUAUAUUUGGAUCAAUGGCUUAUGGUUAUACAUCUGAAUUUCCAAUAUCAGCUUAUGGAGAUUCAUAUUUUCUAUUUAUUCAAACAAUAUUAGUUAUUUUAUUGGUACUUUAUUAUAAACGAAAAUAUACAUUGGCUCUUAUUUAUUUAGUUUUAUGUGUUUUUGUUACUGUUUUAAUGUAUGAAAAACUCCUUCCGGCUCGUUUAGUUGGUAUAUUAGCUGGUUUAUCGCUGGUAUUAAGUUUAAUAAGUCGUCUUUGGCAAUCAUUUUGCAUAUAUAAAGCAAAAUCAACUGGAAAUCUAUCAGCGUUAACAAUGUUAAUGUUAUUUUUUGGUUCACUUGCACGAAUAUUUACAUCAAUUGAAGAAACAGGAGAUCCAACACUUAUUUGGACAUAUAUAUUGAAUUCAUUUGCCAAUUUUUUAUUAGUAUUUCAAUUAGGAUAUUAUUGGUCGGCACCUGCUUCAGAUUUAAAAGAAAAAAUGUCAGACGAAGCAAUUAUUGAAGAUGAACCUGAAGAUGAACAACAAUUACCUUCAUCAAGACCUCAAACAGAAACAGGUCUUUUAACAUGGUCAUAUGCUUUUCAACUUUUAACAAAACAAUGGGCAAUAUUUUUAUUAAUAUCAAUAGGAAUAGCUCUUUUUCUUUAUGUAAGUGCACAACGACGACGACGUAAUAAACAAGAUAAAACUGGUUCACAAAUUCGUCAUGAUCAUAUUCAAGGUGGAAAUAAACGAAAUCUCAGGAAAGACAACAAAUAA
Molecule: messenger RNA, 1014 nt
Organism: Rotaria sordida
Lineage: Eukaryota; Metazoa; Rotifera; Eurotatoria; Philodinida; Philodinidae
Source: the annotation of a GenBank genome assembly